GAGUGUCCGCGGCGGGGGACGCUCGGGCCUUUUUGCUCUUCGAGGUCGCGGGCCGGGACCUUAUGCGACGCGCCCGCGAGGGACUGGGGAUCGGGAGCCCGGGCGGCGCGCGGCGGAGGCGGAGGGUGGUGCUGCAGCUGCGGGAGCCCGAGAGCGGCCGGCAGGAGGCACCGGCGGCGGCGGCGGAGGAGGCGGAGGAGGAGGCGGCGGCCGCGAGGACUUGAACUUGGCGGCGGCAGCGGGCGCCCCGGACGCCCCCCGCCGGGGCCGGGGCGCCGUGGGACCUGGGAGGCAGCGUUGCCCUCCGAAUGGCCGCGGCGGCGGCGCACCGGGCUACCGCGCCGCGGCCCUAGGUGGCCUCUCGCCAUGGCCAAGUGGCUGAACAAGUACUUCAGCUUGGGCAACAGUAAGACUAAGAGCCCUCCGCAGCCGCCGAGGCCCGAUUACCGCGAGCAGCGGCGCCGGAGCGAGCGGCCCUCACAGCCCCCCCAGGCCGUGCCGCAGGCCGCCUCGGGAUCCUCGGCAUCCUGCGGGCCGGCCUCUGCCUCCUGCUUCUCGGCCUCGUCGGGCUCUCUGCCCGACGACAGCGGCAGCACGAGUGACCUCAUCCGCGCCUACCGCGCGCAGAAGGAGCGCGACUUCGAGGACCCCUACAACGGGCCGGGCUCCUCUCUGCGCAAACUGCGCGCCAUGUGCCGCCUGGACUACUGCGGCGGCGGCGGCGGCGGCGGCGGGGAGCCCGGCGGGGGCCAGCGCGCUUUCUCGGCCUCGUCCACGUCGGGCGCCGCGGGCUGUUGCUGCGCGUCCUCGGGCGCGGGCGCCGCGGCGUCCUCGUCCUCAUCCUCGGGGUCCCCGCACCUUUACCGCAGCAGCAGCGAGCGGCGACCCGCCACGCCAGCGGAGGUGCGCUACAUCUCUCCCAAGCACCGACUCAUCAAAGUGGAAAGCGCCGCCGCGGGCGGAGCUGGGGACCCCACGGGGGGCGCCUGCUCCGGCGGCCGCACCUGGAGCCCAACAGCCUGUGGAGGCAAAAAGCUGCUCAACAAGUGCGCCGCCUCGGCCGCGGAGGAGAGUGGGGCCGGCAAGAAGGACAAGGUGACCAUAGCUGAUGACUACUCAGAUCCCUUUGAUGCCAAGAAUGAUCUCAAGAGCAAAGCAGGAAAGGGAGAGAGUGCUGGCUACAUGGAGCCCUAUGAAGCCCAGAGGAUCAUGACAGAAUUCCAGAGGCAGGAAAGUGUCCGGUCCCAACACAAAGGCAUCCAAUUGUACGACACCCCUUAUGAGCCCGAAGGCCAAAGCGUGGACUCAGACUCAGAGAGCACGAUGAGUCCUCGACUGAGGGAGAGCAAGCUGCCCCAAGAUGAUGACAGGCCCGCUGAUGAAUAUGACCAGCCAUGGGAGUGGAACCGGGUCACCAUCCCUGCCCUGGCAGCCCAGUUCAAUGGCAACGAGAAGCGACAGUCAUCCCCCUCACCUUCAAGGGACCGACGACGCCAACUUCGUGCUCCAGGAGGGGGCUUCAAACCAAUCAAACAUGGGAGCCCUGAGUUCUGUGGGAUUCUGGGAGAAAGAGUGGAUCCUGCUGUCCCAUUAGAGAAGCAGAUAUGGUAUCAUGGAGCCAUCAGUAGAGGAGAUGCUGAGAACCUGCUGCGACUCUGCAAGGAGUGUAGCUACCUUGUCCGCAACAGCCAGACCAGCAAACAUGACUACUCUCUGUCCCUGAAGAGCAACCAGGGCUUUAUGCACAUGAAACUGGCCAAAACCAAAGAGAAAUACGUGCUGGGUCAGAACAGCCCUCCAUUCGACAGCGUCCCGGAAGUCAUCCACUACUACACCACCAGAAAGCUCCCCAUCAAAGGAGCCGAGCACCUGUCCCUCCUCUACCCAGUGGCUGUGAGGACCCUAUGAGCGCCCUGCUCCGUGACAGGGCUGAGACUUGGAGGAGCUGGCCCGGCGCCCACCAGCACAGCUGUGUCGCCGGCUGUGUCCAGUUUGUGUUGUGUGUAUGGUACUAGCACACCACUGCAUGUCUUAGAAUGCUGUUGCCACUUCCCCUGGCGGGAAGGGUCCUGGAUGAAGAGGGACUGCCAGCCACCUGCCCGCCGCCCCAGCCCCCAUCCCACCCCCUCCUUGAGUUUCUGUGAAUUAAAAUAUUUGCAAUCCAAAGAGAUGCCUUCCAGGAUGAACAAAGGCAGAGCAGCUCCAGUGAUGGGCGGAGCGGAUAUCCCUGGGCUGCAUCUCUUUGUUCUCUCUAGCUGUCACAAACUCACACCUGUGUAGGGCAAACUUUUCCCACUGGUGCUGGGGGCUCUCUGGUGUGUGUGUGUGUGUGUGUGUGUGUGUGUGUGUGUUUCUGGGUGCACAGUGGGCACAUAGGUGAGAGAACAUAGUCACAGACACAGAGGAUAAGUCCCCGUCUACUUUUAGUCACUCAGUGUAAUCAUUAGAUCCUCAAGGAAUCAUUGUGCAGUCAGAAAAAGGAUGCAAUUAUUUAUGAAUAGGGUGUGUAAAUAAAAUAGUCAUUUAAUAUA
Molecule: messenger RNA, 2531 nt
Organism: Perognathus longimembris pacificus (Pacific pocket mouse)
Lineage: Eukaryota; Metazoa; Chordata; Mammalia; Rodentia; Heteromyidae
Gene: Shb
Product: SH2 domain containing adaptor protein B
Exons: 6
Coding region: 367-1908 (513 amino acids)
Molecular function (GO): phosphotyrosine residue binding
Source: RefSeq, a predicted model, not a curated record